This is a messenger RNA of Linum trigynum, 1215 nucleotides long. Lineage: Eukaryota; Viridiplantae; Streptophyta; Magnoliopsida; Malpighiales; Linaceae. The record is from the annotation of a GenBank genome assembly.
AUAUUUGGUCUUCCAAAUUGGUUUAAUUGAGAUUAUCUUAAUUAUUUGGAAAAGGACUUGGAAUAUCCAAGUCCUGCCUAAGUUCAAAAUUUUCAUAUGGCAAUGCCUCAAAGUCAUACUUCCCACAGUAGUGGCCCUUCAAUCUCGUGGAGUCAACUGUCUCAACCGAUGCUCUGUCUGCUGGAGACAUCGAGAAAGCAUUGAACAUUUAUUCUUUAGAUGCCCCCUAGCCACCAGAUUGUGGACUUUAGUGGGAUUGAGCAACUUUAUUGAGACCGCUCAGACUCUGAACUUUGGUCUACGGUGGCGACAUGUCAUGGUCUCCGAGACCUCCCAAUUCCACAUUCUCCAAUGCAUCUGUUUACUUUGGAGAAUCUGGAAGUCUAGAAAUAAAGUGACCUUUGAAUUUAUCCAACCCCAUGUCCGUUCCCUAGCCAGACAGUUCUACAACCAGGUCCUCGAAUUCUCCUUUCUUCUUCCUCCUCCUCCGCCCCGCAGCUCUCUAGUCCCAGUUCAUCCUGCCACCACUUGGGUCCCUCCACCAGAAGACUUUUUGAAGAUCAACGUAGACGCACCUGUUUGUACCACCGGUUGUUCGUCUGGGCUUGUUUUCCGUGGGUCAGACGGGCAUGUGGUGUUGGCGCUCGGGCUGCAACAUCAAGGAAUAAUCUAUCCUUAUCUGGCAGAGCUUCUAGUUUUUAGAGACGCCAUCUCCAUCGUAGCCUCAAGAUCCUUGACCCACGUGAUAGUCGAAGGUGAUUCCGAAGUGGUGGUCUACCAAGUCCGACAAGGCGUCUUUGAAGUCUCAAUUGGUGGUCUGGUGUUUCGAGAGUGUCUUCAGAUCCUUAGCUCUUUGUCUGUUUGUAUAGAGUUUAGGGCGGUACAUAGAUCCGCCAUCAGUGCUGCCCAUAGAGUGGCGCGUAAAGCACUGCUUUUGUCUCGUGUAGAGAUAGAAUCUUUUGAUUUUUUGGGGUGGCUUCUUUAGAAUCUUUUAGGGGGUCCUGGGUAGAAUUGUAAGUUUAACUAUUUUCUUCCAUUGAUAUCACUCAGAAAUAAAAAAAAUAAAAAAAAUAACUUGUUUUUUUUAGAGACCAUAAUCUUGUCUCGCUUGAGAAGCGGAAUUCUUUUAAUGUGAUGAAAAGAAUUUAACAUCGGUAGUAUAUGUGUUUUUUUUAUAAAAAAAAUAUAAUUAUAGUAUAAACGGAACUUAUAUCU